AUGUCAGCCGCCAUGAAACUCAUAGAUCAAACAAUAUUUUUACUAUUAUUUUCAUUUUAUAUUUGUGUUAAUUCCGGUAAAAUAUCCGACCUUAAACUCUGUGCUGAUGAAGAUUGUCAAGCAACUAUAAGUAAAGCUCAAGCCCUAGCAAAUUAUAAUCCAAAUGAUCCAACAUUUCUCUCUUUUAAAAGAGGUUCUGUGAUAUCCGUGAAGAGUAAAUCAGCUGGUUCCAGACCAGAUCUAUGGAGUGGUGAGAUAAAUGGAGUUCGUGGAUAUUUUCCAUAUGCAUUUGUACGUGAAUUUGAUGUUGCUCAUAGGAAAUUAGACCAUAUCGUACCUACAGAGAAACAUCUUUCACCUGGUGAAUUAGCUUUGCAAAAAAGUGAAGAUGCUAAAAAACAACAGGAAGUGACAAAAGAAGCACCUUCUGAUCAAGAAGAGAAAAAUGCGGCUACUCAAGAUGAAGUUGCUAAGCGACCAGAUACAGUUGCUGCACCUGUCAAAGAUAGCCAAAAACAUGAUACUCAAGCAAAUAUCCCGCCACCACCUUUCAAAGAAACUGGUGCAGCUCAGACUCAAGACCCUGCUACUACACAGAAACAAAAUGUUGCUGCCAAAGAAGAGGUGGCACAGCCUGCAACAACAGACCACAAACUGAAAGUAGGAGAAGGGGUUAUAAUGGGUAACAACAACCAAGAGGGAGUAGAUAAUAUGAAAGUAGCAGAAGAAGAAAUUGAUGAUACAGAGGUAGAUGUAGAGCCAGAAUCACAAACUCAGACUUCAAAAGAUGAUGUAAAAGAAAGUAUUUUACCUAAGGUUGAUGAAGGUAAGACUGAUGAUAGUGAAAUAGAUGAGACUGAACUAGAGGAUUAUGAUGAAGAUCAUGAUGACAAUAAAGAUGUGGAUGAAACUGAAGUUCCUGAUGAUGAUGACAGUUGGUCCUUUGCAAACGACAACAAGAAUAAGAAUGAAAAUGCAGCAGAUAAAAUUGAUGAAAUGUUUUCACAUCUGAAUGACAUUUCUCCUCAAAAUGUUGACAAGCAUUCUGCAGAAGGUUACUAUAAAUAG
Lottia gigantea (owl limpet) is the source of this 1068-nucleotide messenger RNA. RefSeq lists its product as hypothetical. The record is from RefSeq and is a predicted model, not a curated record. Gene Ontology annotation, cellular component: endoplasmic reticulum membrane; endoplasmic reticulum exit site. The coding region runs from base 1 to 1068 and encodes 355 amino acids. Lineage: Eukaryota; Metazoa; Mollusca; Gastropoda; Lottiidae. The transcript is spliced from 7 exons. Gene Ontology annotation, molecular function: protein binding. Gene Ontology annotation, biological process: vesicle cargo loading; protein secretion; endoplasmic reticulum to Golgi vesicle-mediated transport.